ACAAUGCAAAACACAAACACCUGUUCUUCAACUCGCUCCUUAACCUUCACAUUCCACAACGAGAUCUCAUCAUUCUCUUCGUUCUCAUUCCUUUCCUCUCCUAACCGUCGCCAUGUUGCGCUCUUUCUGGCGAUCCAUCGAUCGCUUCUCCGUUCAACACUUCAAAUAUGUAAUUAAUGAACUGAAGCAGAUUGAAGUUGUACACAAGCAUAACAGGGAAUUUGUGAUGGAUUUAUUGCAGUCUAUUGUGGAAAUAGUAACUUAUGGUGAUAGACAAGAUCCGUCCAUUUUUGAAUGUUUCAUGGAACACCAAGUACUGGCGGAAUUUGUUCGCAUACUUAAGAUCAGUGAAAAUUCAAAAAUCGAGGCUCCACUGCUUCAGUAUCUGAGCAUAAUGAUUCAAAACAUGGAUAGUGAACAUGCAAUUUACUAUUGCUUCAGCAAUGGUUAUAUUAACAGCAUUAUUUCACAUCCCUUCAAAUUUGAUGGGGGAGACCUAACUCCAUACUAUGUGUCUUUUCUAAGGGCAAUUAGUGGUAAAAUAAACAGAGACACACUUUGCCUUCUUGUGAAGGUUAAUGGGAAUUCAGCGGAAGUAUUUGAAGAUUCUCUUUGUUUAAAAAUUCGACUGCAGGAUGCUGUAGUUGCCUUUCCCUUGUACACUGAGGCUCUAAGCUUUGCUCAUUAUGAGGAAAAGAUGAUUCAGACAGCUGUACGUGCAUUAGUUCUCAAUGUCUACAAUGUUAGUGAUGACAUGGUCUAUCAAUUUAUAUUGACUCCUCCAGUUUCAGAGUACUUCUCUGACCUGGUUCAUAGAUUAAGAGAUCUAUGCUUUCGCUUAGAUGCUUUUCUCUAUGAUAAAAGGGAGAUGGACACUGAAAAAAGAAGAAAUGGUCUGAUUCUUGAAUCUGAUAAAGUUGUGGAUGAGCUGUACUACUUUAAAGACAUUCUUAGUGUUGGCGAGUGUCGUUUGACUAGACUGGUUACUGAAAAUCUUCUGAAUGGGCUUGUGUUUCCUUUACUAUUCUCAUUACUGGCUUCAAACAAUAAUAAUGGCUUAGAUUUAUCUGCUAUCACUUCGUUAUAUAUCUUAUCACGCCUUCUUCAAGUUGUUGGUGGACGAAGCAUGAUUAACAAUGUGGCAGUUGUUAUUCUGUAUCAUUUUUUAAACUUAAAUGUGAGAGCUCUGAGUAAAGGGAAUGCUUCUGAUGGCCAUGAUGAUGUUAAACCUUUUUCAAAGUGCUUGAAUGAAGUAGAAAGAAUUAUAUGUUAUGCUUCUGAGCCAAAUGGAGCUGAGAGCAUCGAUGGGAACUAUUUAGGUGCUCAUUGGGAAGAUUUCAUGUCCAAUUUCAAUAUUAGUAGCUCAAGUGGUGAAAUUCAUUCCAAAAGGAGUGGUAUACUUGCAUUUGUUUUCUCUGAGGAUCACAGCCUAUUGUUAGCUUCUAUAUUUCUCUUGCUUCUUUUGGCAGAAAGUAAAGAUCUUGAUUGUUUCUUAUCUCCAAUGAUUGAGCUGUAUGGGACUGGGGAUGCGAUGUUGCAGACUAAUGACACAUCCACUUUUAAGUCUGUGGAUGGAAGUAUCCUCAUUAGAUGUAUGCCUGAGAUUUUAAAUGCCCUGCUGAAGGUUUUAGCCUUCCAGGAAUCCCUCUCUGCAAUGAUGCUAUGGCAUGCUGGGUGGUGCUUGCAAAAGCUACUUAACUUCCAUAAAGAGGGACUUAAUGGUGAUAAUCUCCUCCUAUUCACUACUUCAUAUGAGCAGUCUCGUGUACACUUUCUGAAAGAACUUGAUGGAAUUUGGUUUGAUCAUAUUCUAGAUACUCUAAGAACUGAAUGGGCGAGCUGUAAAAGAGUUCUUGAGCAAUCUUCCCAAUAUAAAGAUCCAUUAUUUAUGUUGGAGCUUGUUCUUCACCAACAAACCACCAGUGGUGAAAAAACUUCCUAUUUCUCUUGGCAAAGGAUGGUCGAUACAGUGAAGGCUUUUAUUCUCCACUUCCAGCUGAAGACAUUUAUUGUAAAUGGUGUAUUGGUUGAGAAGCCAUUCUUGAACAUGAUUGCCAGUUCUACGAAUGAUUCUGGAGCAAUCCGUGCUUCAGAUGUUUCAUCUGCUAGCUUUGGGUCCAAUGUUUCUUUGGAAUCUGGAAUACCUUGCGGAAUUUCAUUUUCAAAUUCAGAAAUUAGGGAUAUAUAUGUAAUACCGGUGGCAAGUGGAAUGAAUGGAAAAUUGCUUCUUACAGAGAAACACCCAUUCCGCAGUCGUCAUGGAGUUGUGAUUGCCAUUGCUCCAUUGGCAGGGUUAUGUCCUAAGAUAGAUGAGGACCACCCCUCGUGGUUGCAUCUUCGAAUAAGAGAGUUUGAUCCAAAGUUUUGUACAAUUAAAGCCAGAGGAAACCACCUGAGCAUGCCUGAUCAUUUGGCAGAUGGGAGAUGGACCCUUGGUUUCCCAAAUGCAAAAGCUUGUGAGGAAGCUCAAUUAGCGAUUCAGAAUGAAAUUAAUAAGCAGAGAUCGGCCGUGGAGUACAUGCUUGCUCCAUUACUUCAGUAUGAUCUUGGAUUAGCCGAAAGCUGAGGUAGUUAAUGUUGUGAUGAUAAAUGAUUGUAGGUGAGUUUAAGCUUUGUCCCCUUUUGAAUUAUUGACUCCUUUUUCUUUAUUUUACUUGGCUUGUUUCUUUUUGUACUUUUAUUUUAUUUUGGUUGUAUAAGUGGGAUAAGGUUAUAUUGCAUACUAGUAGUGUAGACUAUUUUAUAGUACUAUUACUGCCAACAAGUGAAUUUGUGAAGCAUGCUGCAUGUAAUAUGAUCUCAUGUAGAGUUGUGAUCAUCUGCGAUACUUGAAUUCAUAGUGUCUGUAAUUCCUUAAUUCUUCUUGUUAUUUUAAUUCCUUAUGGAUUAU
Molecule: messenger RNA, 2890 nt
Organism: Gastrolobium bilobum
Lineage: Eukaryota; Viridiplantae; Streptophyta; Magnoliopsida; Fabales; Fabaceae
Product: protein TRANSPARENT TESTA 9-like
Exons: 20
Coding region: 113-2566 (817 amino acids)
Biological process (GO): regulation of autophagosome maturation; endosomal transport; endosome to lysosome transport
Cellular component (GO): late endosome; endolysosome membrane
Source: RefSeq, a predicted model, not a curated record